Phoenix dactylifera (date palm) is the source of this 2115-nucleotide messenger RNA. Lineage: Eukaryota; Viridiplantae; Streptophyta; Magnoliopsida; Arecales; Arecaceae. The record is from RefSeq and is a predicted model, not a curated record.
GGUCGGCAUUCCUCUCUCCAAGCCCUAGCCCUAGAUAGUUUCUUUCCUCUCUCUCUCUCUCUCUCUCUUAAUGGUGGAAGAGAGGGAGGCGGAGAAAGGAGGAGAAGAGAGGCAGGCGUCGUCUCUCCCUUCGGGGAAGCGCGUCCUCUCAGCCCCUUCUGCCUCCAACAAGAAGAAGACCCGCGACCACCCGGACCUCACCGUCUGCCAUCGCUGCGGUCUCCGCUUCCCUUCCGACAGCCCCCGCGACCGCCUCCUCCCCCUCCGCUCCCAGUGGCGCGUCGUCCUCCUCUGCAAGCCCUGCCUUUCCCUCCUUCGUUCAGCCCUCGCUUGCUCCUACUGCUUCGAAGAAGUAGAGCAAGAAUCCUCCUCCUCGUCCUGCGUUGAUUGCCUUCGAUGCUCCCGCCGCGUCCACCGCCACUGCAUUCACCGGGAGCAGCGCUGCUUCGUCACCCCUCAGCACCUCGAUCCGGCCUCCUUCACCUGCAUCGACUGCUGCGCCAUCCCCAGAUCUCGGAUCGCAGCCCUUAGGACGGCGACGACGACUGCGGCUCAUCCCCCUAGUGUCUCGCUGGAGGAUGCAGUGAAAAACGCGGAGAAGAAGGCCGAGGCGGCUGCCGUGGCCAAGGAGAAUGCUCUGAAGAAGGCCGUGGCGGCCAAGCGAGCCACCGAGCGGGCGCGGGACGCGCUGGGUGCUGUCCUGGUAGAGAAGAAGGGGGGUCCUCAGAAGCCCAGUGCAGAUUCUGUGGUCCCUGAUGAGGAAUUGGCCCUCCAAUUGCAUUUGGCUAUGAAUGGUUCACAGAGGAUCUCGAGGAGUUCUUCGCGUUUGGGCCGUGGUCUGGCUGACCCCAAGAAGGUGCGAGGUGGUGGUGGUGGUGAUUCAAAGCCUUCUGUUGGUAGGGAUAUUGAUUUGGAUCUUAGGAUUUGUGGAAAAGUCGAAUUUUGUACUGAGGAUAAGUCCCUCUUUGACAGUUUAGAGAAAACUGGGCUUGAUUUGGGUUCUGAUGGACAGGAGAAGAAGAAGGUAGGUGAUAGAAAUCGUAAACAUGGUGUAGGAGAUAAGCACAGUAAUGGUUCAUUAUCUGACAUGAACGACCAUGUGCUUCCAUCAGGGUGUGGAAAAAAUGUUACAGAAAAUUUAUCAGAAUUGCAGCAAAAGAAGGGCAGUACUCCUGACCGGUACUUGAAGAAAUAUAGCAAGAGAAACUCAAGACUGAAAGGAGUGGUCAAUAGGAAUGACAGUCAGCUAGUUCCUUUUAGCCAGAUAAGUGGUUAGGUGGCAUCUAGAACAUUCACUGUUGCCCAUAUCACUCCCAUAAAGCUCCCGUAAAUUCUUCGACAAAUGCAAGUGUCCUGUUAGGGUGCCAAGCAUGAUGGGAAGAGGAUUGGUAGCCAUGUCUAAGUUUCCUGAUGAAGCAUUGGAGUAAUUUAGGAUAGAGGUUUUUUUAGAUCCAGUGGUUCGACUCUAAUUGUUUGUGUCCUUUGUAUAUUCUGCCUGAGUCAUGAGACAUGAGCUCAGAGGCUUUAACCUCAUCCAGAAACCUUUCCUUGAUUUAUGAAUAACCUGUUCAUAAUUAAGUGAGGUUAUCUGAUAUGUUAACCAUUGUAAUUUGUUGUUUAGGUCUGGCAAAAAUACAUUAGACAUCAUAUAUUUUCUGUUUGCAUGGAGAGUGAAUCAGGUGUUGCUGAUGCAAAUGUUACAUUUAGAGGAUGCGUACUUGCUCGAUUGGUGAAAUCAUUAGGUGCUGGAUACCAGGGACCCAGGAUUAAAUCCUGGCUUCACCAAUGUUGGCUCCGCUUCCAUCCUAGCGUUCGCCGAAAAAAGAAAGGCACACAGACAUGUAAGUGCACGUGCAUUGACAAUCCUUUAUUUCUUACCAAAAGAGAUGACAAACAUUUGUUAGAUAUUCAAGUAGUUUUGAGAGGUUAUUUUUUUAAUUUAUUUUCUUUUAAUGGUUAUGCUGCCUGAUGAAUAAUAAUCUUUAGAACUUAAAUGCCAUGGAGGUGGUAGGUUGUUGAGAGUUCCUGGGCCUUAGUAACAGAGACAUGUAUUGGAUUGGGACUGAUGUUGUAUCAGAAAAUAUUUCAAUGAAUUGAGCCCAGCAGUUUGCUUAA